Stegastes partitus (bicolor damselfish) is the source of this 1457-nucleotide messenger RNA. It is a transcript of the gene tat, whose product is annotated as tyrosine aminotransferase. The transcript has 12 exons. The record is from RefSeq and is a predicted model, not a curated record. Lineage: Eukaryota; Metazoa; Chordata; Actinopteri; Pomacentridae. Bases 135 to 1457 code for a protein of 440 amino acids. Gene Ontology annotation, molecular function: L-tyrosine:2-oxoglutarate transaminase activity; pyridoxal phosphate binding. Gene Ontology annotation, biological process: L-phenylalanine catabolic process; L-tyrosine catabolic process; biosynthetic process.
UGGGCGCUCGCGCUAUAAAACCGACUUUAAUGCGUCCUGACGCCAAAUUCUGAUCAGAGACUAUAAACCUGCUGCUGCUGCUGCUGCUGCUGCCUCUUGGUUGUUGGAGACUCUGUGUUUAAUAUUUAACAAGGAUGGAGAACAAGUCCUACCUGGUCCAGAUGAGCGGCACCGGGGUCCUCGGCAAGGCCACGGUCAACGGGAAGGCUCUGAACGGGAGCGCCGUCAACGGGAAGGCGGUGCUCGGCAACGGGAACUUCCACCACGUCAGCGUCAACGGCAGCUUGUAUCCGGCCAAAGCCAAGAGCCGGCGGCUGCGGUGGGAGGUGAAGCCGUCAGAGAUGGCCAACAACACGCUGAACCCCAUCAGGGCCAUCGUGGACGGCAUGAAGCUGAGCCCCAACCCCGACAAGCCCAUGAUCGCCCUGUCCAUAGGUGACCCCACCGUGUUCGGAAACCUGCCCACAGACGAGGCCGUCCUUCAGGCCAUGAGGGACGCCGUCGACUCCCACAAGUUCAACGGCUACGCUCCGUCUGUCGGUUACCUGAAGAGUCGGGAGGCGGUGGCCAACUUCUACAGCUGCCCCGAGGCGCCGCUGGAGGCCGACGAUGUGAUUCUGACCAGCGGCUGCUCCCAGGCCAUCGACCUGGCCCUCAGCGUCCUGUGCAACCCCGGGGACAACGUCCUGGUGCCCUGCCCCGGCUUCUCCCUCUACAAGACCCUGGCCGUGUCCAUGGGCGUGGAGGUGAAGCUCUACAACCUGCUGCCGGAGAAGGCGUGGGAGGUGGACCUGCAGCACCUGGAGAGCCUGAUCGACGAGAGGACGUCCUGCCUGAUCGUCACCAACCCCUCCAACCCCUGCGGCUCCGUCUUCAGCAAGGAGCAUCUGCAGAAGAUCCUCAAAGUGGCCUCCAAGCACUGCGUCCCCGUCCUGGCCGACGAGAUCUACAGCGACAUGGUGUUCCCGGGCUGCGACUCUCCCUCCAUGGCGUCCCUCAGCAGCGACGUGCCCAUCCUGUCCUGCGGCGGUUUGGCCAAACGCUGGCUGGUUCCUGGUUGGAGGAUGGGAUGGAUCCUCAUCCACGACAGGAACGACGUGUUUGGGUCCGAGAUCCGUCAGGGCUUGGUGAAGCUGACGCAGCGGAUCCUGGGAGCCUGCAGCAUCGUCCAGGGGGCGCUGGAGAGCAUCCUGAACAACACGCCGCAGAGCUUCUACAGCAGCACCAUCAGCUUCCUCAAGUCCAACUCAGAGACGUGCUUCAGUGAGCUGGCCACCGUCCCUGGACUGAACCCCGUGAUGCCUUCAGGAGCCAUGUACCUCAUGGUCGGCAUCGACAUGGACCAUUUUCCAGACUUUAAGAACGACGUGGACUUCACCGAGAGGCUGGUGACGGAGCAGUCCGUCUUCUGUCUGCCGGCUUCGUGGGAGGGGACUAAUACACCUGAGGACGACUGA